Brassica oleracea var. oleracea is the source of this 632-nucleotide messenger RNA. RefSeq names its product F-box/kelch-repeat protein At3g13680-like. The coding region runs from base 1 to 519 and encodes 172 amino acids. Gene Ontology annotation, molecular function: protein binding. The record is from RefSeq and is a predicted model, not a curated record. The transcript has a single exon. Lineage: Eukaryota; Viridiplantae; Streptophyta; Magnoliopsida; Brassicales; Brassicaceae.
AUGACAACGAUGUCCGAUCUUCCACAAGAUUUGACAAAAGAGAUAUUCUCUAGGGUUCCAUUGACAUCCCUAAGCGCUGUGCGAUCCACUUGCAAAAGUUGGAACUCUAUCUCUAAGUCUCAGGUUUUAUGCGAAUCAGCCGCAAGAAGGAAGCAGUUUCUAGGGUUCAUGAUGAAGGAUUUUAGUGUUUGCUCGAUGAAGUUUGAUCUCCAAGGAAUCCAAAACGAAGCAGACUUCGUUGAACCAUCUAUAAAGCAAGUAAGUGUACUUGACCAAGUAGAGAUAUCUCAAAUCUUUCAGUGUGAAGGCUUACUUCUAUGCGUCACCAGAGACAAGUCAAGGCUCUUGAUGUGGAAUCCUUAUUUGGGGCAAACAAGGUGUAUUCAACCAAGAAACACUUUCCUAAGUGGAGACCAAUAUGCUCUUGGAUAUGACAAGAUCCGUAAACACAAAAUCUUGAGGAUUUUAGGUGACUGUAAAAGCGGUUACAUGGUUCUUGGUAUGAAAUCUUCGAUUUGAGCGCUAAUACAUGGAAGGUUUCUAAUGACAAUCGAGACUGGCAAAUAGAUCAUUAUCAACGUGGUGUGUCUUUGAAGGGACAUACUUAUUUUUUUGGCUAAAGAGAAAAUAAG